AGUUGCAACAACCAUCAUGUUUCCUCCCCCCCCUGGUCGAAUAACAGUGCUUUAGGAUGCUGGAGAAAAGCAGUAACGUAUCAUCAGGACCAGAAGUCUGAGUGGGAUGGAGACACAGAGUGAGAUGUAAAUGGGGAAGCAGCAGUGUCACCAAGAGAAAGUGACUGCCCAUACAACUUUAAAGUGCUUUGCAUUAAAACACAAACAGCAUCACUUCUCUCUAAAGUAAUCCAUUACUGACAAUUAAUGUCAAACUGCACGCUGGAGCAGCUUCAUGCUGCCUCGCUAGGUGUAACAUUGCUAAUGGAGAGAAAACCUUAUAAGGUCCAGCUAAUCAAAAUACACCUACAUGCAGCAUAAUGCCUUCAAAAGUGUCAUGUUUAUACCUGUUGACAGUGGUUUGCUGGGCGAGCGCUCUGUGGUACUUGAGUAUAUCUCGCCCAACAUCCACUUAUGUUGGUCACAUGUCUGUGCCUAUACGUAAGGCAGCAAAACCCCCAAAAAACAUCACCUUCACCAACAUCCACACCCGCACCCUUAACCCACAUGCCUUUGAAUUUGUAAUCAAUGAGCCGAAGAAGUGCGAAAGUGCCGCUCCCUUCCUGGUCAUCCUCAUUAGCACCACGCACAAGGAGUUUGACGCGCGGCAGUCAAUUCGGGAGACCUGGGGGGAUGAGAGCACCUUCGGCGACAUCCGCAUCCUCACCAUCUUUCUGCUGGGCAGGAACACGGACCCUGUCCUGAACCAGAUGGUGGAGCAGGAGAGCCAGAUCUUCCACGAUAUUGUGGUGGAGAACUUUAUUGAUUCCUACCACAACCUCACCCUCAAGACCAUGAUGGGCAUGCGCUGGGUGGCUACCUUCUGCCCCAAUGCGCAGUAUGUCAUGAAGACCGACAGCGACAUCUUUGUCAACAUGGAUAAUCUGAUCUACAAGCUCUUGAAGCCCACCACCAAGCCAAGAAGGAGAUAUUUCACUGGCUAUGUUAUAAAUGGUGGUCCUAUAAGGGAUAUGCGCAGUAAAUGGUACAUGUCCAGGGACUUGUAUCCUGACAGUAAAUACCCACCCUUCUGCUCGGGCACUGGCUAUGUGUUCUCUGCUGACGUUGCUGAGUUGAUCUUCCAGACGUCAUUACACACAAGACUAUUGCACCUGGAGGAUGUGUAUGUGGGACUGUGUUUGCGUAAACUGGGUAUACACCCGUAUCAGAACAGUGGUUUUAAUCACUGGAAAAUGGCCUACAGUCUGUGCAGGUACAGGCGGGUUAUCACCGUGCACCAGAUCUCCCCAGAGGAGAUGCACCGCAUUUGGAACGACAUGUCCAGCAAGAAGCACCUGAGGUGUUAGGGGGCACGAGGGCCACGCACUUUUUUUGUUGUUGCCUUUUUCUCCUUUUAAAUCUCGUCACAAUGAGUAAUGUAAAAACAUUGAGGGCUGCAAGUCUCUAUUUUACGACGGAUGUUUUCAUUAACAUUCAUUUAUUUUCCAUUUCUGCUGAUAAAACCUCACAAGUGUUAAUGAAUGCAUGAGGCUUGUAAAGCGCGUAUUUUCAUGCAUAAUUACAACGUGGUGUUUGUUACUGAAAUAUUGUUUUUCAUGUAUUCCAGGUACAAAUUUAAGCAGAAAAUUCUCUAUAAGCAUUAAGUCAAUGGGCAGAUAGCAUUAAGUAGUGUGGCCUAAUGGGUAGCGAGACUCCAUUUCAACCAGACAACCUUGGUUUAAGCUCACAUUCACAACCUUCUGCCCUGCUAAAGUGUCCUUGAGCAAGACACUGGAUCUCUACCAGCUGCAUGGUUGCUGACUUAGCACCCUGAGAGAAUUUCUGUGCAGGAACAAUAAAGCAUAAAAUUAGUAUCUAUAAUAUCAUACAUUUAAGAAGUAUUAUUUACAAACGAAAGAUGAAUUCCUGAACAAUGAGAGUGCAAAUAGUUAUCAUAUUCAACAACAAACCUAAUUGUCUGGUGAGGUAAAACUACAUUUGCACUCAUGCUGCUCUCCCCUUUUUCAUCUUCAUCAUGAAUGCAAUGGUAUACAAAGCAAAAAAAUAAACUGCAGUGUAUCAUCACUCUCCAAACAGACCAAGUUGAAAGAUAAUUUGAUAUUUUUCUCUUGCAUUGACAAAAAUGAAACCACCCAGCUGUAUUAACAUUUUUAUGAAUUUGCCUGAUGUUUUUAUUUACAUAUCUCGUUAUAAUUUCACUGCCUCUUCUCUAUGAAAAAGAUGAAUGUUUUGUUUUUUCUGCUCUUCGACAUUUUUAUACUUGGUAAUUGUGUGUCUUAGCUAUUAAUCCAGCUGCUGCUCUUGUAUGCUGUUUACGUCAGCAGCUAUUUUAACUCAUCGCCUCAUCACAUAUCAAGAGUAAUACAGCAUCCUGUCGAGCAAGUAUCAGUUUAACUAACUAAGAUCAUUACAGACUGGAUGUAUUAUCAUAUGUAUCUGGCCAAUCAGUAGUUGCUGAAGCACUGCUACUGAAAUCAUGGAAAAAUUCUGUGUUUAUCAGAAAAUGUGACUUUCAUGGCCAAAUAUUUCUUUUCUUUUUUCAAGAGUUUUGUAGUAUUAAAAGCUAAUGUGACAUUUACUGUGAAGGCAUCUAUCCCGCAAGGGGUUGUUAUUAUAUAUUGUAUGUUUUUUAUAUUAAAAAACAAAUCCUUGAGUUCCCUGUUAAAGGGUUA
Etheostoma cragini (Arkansas darter) is the source of this 2672-nucleotide messenger RNA. It is a transcript of the gene b3galt1b, whose product is annotated as UDP-Gal:betaGlcNAc beta 1,3-galactosyltransferase, polypeptide 1b. The record is from RefSeq and is a predicted model, not a curated record. Gene Ontology annotation, molecular function: N-acetyl-beta-D-glucosaminide beta-(1,3)-galactosyltransferase activity. The transcript is spliced from 2 exons. Gene Ontology annotation, cellular component: membrane. Bases 360 to 1346 code for a protein of 328 amino acids. NCBI's taxonomy places the organism in Eukaryota, Metazoa, Chordata, Actinopteri, Perciformes, Percidae.